AUGAAUUCCCCUCGCAUAGCGUUAUCACGAACUUGGACAGCCUUAUCCGGUCGUCGCAUUGCCACAUCAGCCCCGAAACUACUCCCUUGCGAAAGCCUUUUGCGACAGUUCUCAAAUUAUCAACCGUGGUAUGCGCCUUCAGAAAAGCUCCAAGAAACGCCAUCAUACCAACCAUACCCCCUAAAUACAAACCCGGGUAGAUCAUCGCAACCGCGCAACGAACUUAUACCAGAUACCUCCACCGCCAGUCCCAUACCAAACAUCCACGAGACACGACCACUACCUCAGCCAGAGCCAAUUACACAUCCUGAUGUUGCCUUCACAGAACAGGAGGCACAAAAGCCGAAACCAGCCCCUCCGAAGCGCAAGCUCAGACCACGCAAAGCCGCGUUAAAGCUCACUCCUUCAGCAGUAGAACAUCUCCGCGGCUUGCUAGACCAACCAGAGCCAAAGUUAAUCAAGGUGGGCGUACGCAAUAGGGGAUGCAGCGGUCUAUCAUAUCACUUAGACUACGUGGACAAGCCUGGAGCCUUUGACGAGGAAGUUGAGCAAGAUGGAGUAAAGGUCUUGAUCGAUAGCAAGGCACUAUUCAGCAUAAUAGGAAGCGAAAUGGACUGGAUUGAGGAUAAGCUGAGCCAACGGUUCAUAUUCCGGAAUCCAAACAUAAAGGAGGAAUGCGGCUGCGGAGAAUCGUUUAUGGUAUAG
Messenger RNA from Daldinia childiae, 705 nucleotides. Its product is annotated as Iron-sulfur assembly protein 1. The record is from RefSeq and is a predicted model, not a curated record. Gene Ontology annotation, biological process: iron-sulfur cluster assembly. Gene Ontology annotation, cellular component: cytoplasm; mitochondrion. The transcript is spliced from 2 exons. Gene Ontology annotation, molecular function: 2 iron, 2 sulfur cluster binding. The coding region runs from base 1 to 705 and encodes 234 amino acids. NCBI's taxonomy places the organism in Eukaryota, Fungi, Ascomycota, Sordariomycetes, Xylariales, Hypoxylaceae.